Molecule: messenger RNA, 1101 nt
Organism: Microcebus murinus (gray mouse lemur)
Lineage: Eukaryota; Metazoa; Chordata; Mammalia; Primates; Cheirogaleidae
Gene: OR4E1
Product: olfactory receptor family 4 subfamily E member 1
Biological process (GO): G protein-coupled receptor signaling pathway
Cellular component (GO): membrane
Molecular function (GO): olfactory receptor activity; G protein-coupled receptor activity
Source: RefSeq, a predicted model, not a curated record
CCAAAUGAUUGAUGCAAAUUUAAAUGUUAUGUUGGGGUGGGGUUUUUUUCUAAUUCCUGACAGGAACGUCUAACAAAGAGGAUGGAAGAGGUCAACCUACUCAAUCAAAGUUCUUUAGUGGCAUAUUUUCGGCUUAGAGGUUUAUCUGUAAAUCAGAAGGUGCAGAUGGCUGUGUUUUCCAUGUUCCUCGUUUUCUAUGUCCUGACACUGAUUGGGAACAUCCUCAUUGUCAUAACUAUUAUCUAUGACCGCCAGCUCCAUACCCCCAUGUAUUUCUUCCUCAGCAACCUGUCCUUUAUUGAUGUCUGCCACUCCACUGUUACCGUCCCCAAGAUGCUGAUAGACACUUGGUCAGAGGAAAAGCUCAUAUCUUUUGAUGCCUGUGUGACCCAGAUGUUCUUCUUACACCUCUUCGCCUGCACAGAGAUCUUCCUCCUGACUGUCAUGGCCUACGAUCGGUAUGUGGCCAUCUGUAAACCCCUGCAGUACAUGAUAGUGAUGAACUGGAAGGUAUGUGUGCUGCUGGCUGUGGCCCUCUGGACAGGGGGGACCAUCCACUCCAUAGCCCUGACCUCCCUCACCAUCAAGCUGCCCUACUGUGGUCCUGAUGAGAUUGACAACUUCUUCUGCGAUGUACCUCAGGUCAUCAAACUGGCCUGCACUGAUACCCACAUCAUUGAGAUCCUCAUUGUCUCCAACAGUGGGCUGAUCUCCGUGGUCUGUUUUGUGGUCCUUGUGGUGUCCUAUGCAGUCAUCCUGGUGAGUCUGAGGCAGCGAAUCUCCGAGGGCAGGCGGAAGGCCCUGUCCACCUGUGCAGCCCACCUCACCGUUGUCACACUGUUCCUGGGACACUGCAUCUUCAUCUAUUCCCGUCCAUCCACCAGCCUCCCAGAAGACAAAGUUGUGUCUGUGUUCUUCACUGCUGUCACCCCCCUGCUGAACCCCAUUAUCUAUACCCUUAGGAAUGAAGACAUGAAGAGUGCCUUGAACAAGUUAAUGGGGAGGAAGGACAGAAAAGAAGAAAAAUGAAAAUGUCUAAGUCUUUAGGAUGUUUGGUGCCUUCCAAAUCAAAGAAAUGCUUUGCAAAGAAUAAGUUACAUG